AUGUUGGCCAUACUGAGCUUCAAGUCUUUUCAGACCUGUGGACGGUUCAUCAAUGGUAUCGAUGAUUUGUUUACAUUUGCGGAAAAAUAUAAAUAUGAAGUCAAGAGGAAUCGUGACGAUAUUAACCGAAGGAAAAAACAAACGAAUGAUGGUUCUAUAGAAGCCGAAUGGUGUCGAGCUACGUUGGGGACACCACAGUUCAGGAAACUAGUGAAAAGAAC
Acaulospora morrowiae is the source of this 221-nucleotide messenger RNA. The record is from the annotation of a GenBank genome assembly. Lineage: Eukaryota; Fungi; Glomeromycota; Glomeromycetes; Diversisporales; Acaulosporaceae.